AUGGCAAGAUCCUUCUCCUUCUUCUUCUUCUCCCUCUUCUUCCUCCUCACUGCGGGAAUUAUUCAUAUAACUACCGCGAAUCUCAUCUUCACUCAUAUCCAGCCGACAUGUGACUCCUCGACCGGAUCGGGGUGUUUGAGGGGACAGACCUGUCUAGCAGAUCAGACGUGAGUGUGUCAGAAGACUCGGAUGGGGAAUCUCAGAGGAGAGCUAACGGGUUGACUGAGGAGAUGCAUCGACGCGCGGAUUUCCAACCGCGCCGUGGGUUUUCGAGGACCUGACGGACGCUGUGGUGAGACUUCUUCCGAGCAUUAUCGCUCUCCUCUCGACAGGAAAUGUCAGAGGGGUGGGUGCGACUCGGAGGCCAAAAUUUCGAUUCCGGCGAUCUCGCCUACCACGUCCCAGCACCACCACCACCAGAGCGAGCCCGUUCUCGGCUCUCCCACCGCCAGCGGCACGGCGGCGGCCACCGGCGCGGUCACCGCCGACGGCACCUGCGGCGCCAAGAAUGGCGACACGAUCUGUGGCAAUUGGCAUCUCGGCAGCUGUUGUUCCAUGUACGGCUUCUGCGGCAACACUCUCUCCCAUUGCGGUGCAGGCUGUCAGUCCGGACCCUGCGAUCAAGCGCCCUCCAUACCAGUCCCGAGUCCUUCCCCUGCACCGUUGAACGCCAACCCGGGAGCGUUCAGAGUGGUGGGGGAUUCCGGAGUCCCCGCCAUGCAUGCCGCCCUGCUGCCGAAUGGGAAAGUCGUAUUUCUGGACAAGGUGGAGAAUUUCACAAAGGUGAAUGUUUCCGAGACACAUUUCGCUUAUAGCGCGGAAUAUGAUCCCGUGACGAAUGAGAGGGUUCCCCUGGCGUACAGAACGAAUGCGUUUUGUGCGGGUGGGUCGUUCCUCGCGAAUGGGACUCUGAUCAGUAUCGGCGGCAAUGGCCCUCUGAACGACACGGACGAUUCCAUCCUCGAUGGGUUUCGGGGCUUGAGGUGGCUCACUCGUUCUUCCACCGAUUCUUCCCUCGACGGUCAAGAGUGGUUCGAGAUCAUCAACGCUGAGCAUCAACUCGACACCCCACGCUGGUACGCAAGCGGCCAGAUCAUGCCCGACGGUACGGUGUUCGUCUCCUCUGGGAGUCUGAACGGUCUUGAUCCCGCUCAGGUGAGAAACAACAACCCCACCUACGAAAUCCUGGAUAUCAACGGUGUGUCGCGGGGAGAAUCCAUUCCCAUGGAGAUUCUGAUCAAGACCCAACCAUAUUACAUGUAUCCCUUUCUGCAUCUCCUGAGGGAUGGGAAUCUUUUUGUCUUCGUAUCGAAAACCUCGGAGAUUUUCAACGUGGGACAGAAUCAGACCGUCAAGACUUUUCCCGAUCUGGCGGGGGACUUCCGCACGUAUCCGUGUACGGGGGGUUCUGUUCUGCUUCCUCUGUCUUCGGAGAACGAAUGGGAGCCGGAAGUUGUCAUCUGCGGUGGCUGCGCUUAUCAGGAUAUCUCCGCUCCUACAGAUGCUUCUUGUGGGAGAAUCCAACCCCUCCGCGAUGAUCCGGUCUGGGAGAUGGACAGUAUGCCUGAAGGCCGCACAAUGGUCGAAAGCAUCCUCCUCCCUGACGGAACCGUCCUCUGGCUCAACGGCGCGAAUCGCGGUGCGCAGGGCUUCUUGCUCUCAGAGGACCCAACCACUACGGCUCUCAUCUACGACCCUACCGCAGAUUUGGGGAAGCGUUGGACCUCCGGCGCUUCGAGUACCAUUCCGCGUCUCUAUCAUUCCGUGGCACUGUUACUUCUGGAUGGAACGGUGAUGGUAGCGGGUAGCAAUCCCGUUCAAAUGCCCGUGCUAAAGCAAUCGCCAGGGAAUGAAGGGAAUGUCACGCAGUUCCAGGUGGAAAUCUACACGCCUCCUUAUCUCUCCGGAGACAAUGCCGAGCGUCGUCCGAGCAACAUUGAACUCUCGACGAUGGAUCUGAAAGCCGAUUCUUCGACGUUCGAGAUCUCCUUUACGGCUCCGGAGGAUGCGAAAGCGGUCAAGGUGGCUCUGUAUCAUGGGGGUUUCGUUACGCAUUCCCUACACAUGGGCCAUCGGAUGGCGUUCCUGGAUACGAAGGGUUUCGAGGCGGGAGAGAGGGGACAGAAGAUUUCGGUCACGAUGCCGCCGACGAGGAAUGUGGCUCCGCCGGGUCCGUAUGUGGUUUAUGUGGUUCUGGAUGGGGUUCCAGGGAUGGGUCAGUUUGUUAUGGUUUCUUGA
Molecule: messenger RNA, 2238 nt
Organism: Lecanosticta acicola
Lineage: Eukaryota; Fungi; Ascomycota; Dothideomycetes; Mycosphaerellales; Mycosphaerellaceae
Source: the annotation of a GenBank genome assembly